GGCUGGGUUUCUCUUUUAUCCAAGAAGACGAAAAAAAAUCUUUGAGUUUCAAGCAUGACGAGACAAAGACACUGAGUGAACACUGACAAAUAAUGAUUUAAAAAAAACACUCUCAGAACUUGCCAUGGCCAUAAGGGAGCUCAAAGUUUGCCUUUUAGGGGACACUGGCGUUGGGAAAUCCAGUAUAGUUUGCCGGUUCGUUCAGGAUCAUUUUGACCACAACAUAAGUCCCACGAUAGGAGCAUCAUUCCUGACUAAGACAGUUCCAUGUGGAAGUGAACUACACAAAUUCCUGAUCUGGGAUACAGCAGGACAGGAGAGGUUUCACUCAUUAGCUCCUAUGUACUACCGAGGAUCGGCUGCUGCUGUCAUCGUCUAUGAUAUUACUAAACUGGACUCUUUCCAGACACUGAAGAAAUGGGUGAAGGAGCUGAAGGAGCACGGUCCAGAGGACAUUGUUGUAGCCAUAGCAGGGAACAAAAAUGAUUUAGGAGACAUCAGGGAAGUGCCUAUGAAGGAAGCUAAGGAGUUUGCUGAAUCAAUCGCAGCUAUUUUCAUCGAGACUAGUGCCAGAAAUGCUGUCAAUGUUGAGGAGCUCUUUCAGAAAAUCAGUAAACAGAUUCCACCCCUGGAGAAUCCUGAAGUGGACAGCAACGAGUCCUUUAAACUCACCCGGCAGCCUACUCCGUCCGCCAGGAGAUGCUGCUAGUACCAACGACGUUGCUGAUGAUGAGUUUGCUUCCUUCAGCACCCAGGGACCCCACCCGCACAGCACAUAGUCCACAAUGCACACAGUGUCUUACUCUAGGAAAAGACCAGACACAGUGGACAGACAGAGGUCAGCUUGCAUGUGUGGUCAACUGCAACUUGAGACAGAAAACAUCCGAAAGUAUUAACAGUAUUAGUUUUAAAUUGGUCAAUGUGCCAAUUUCAUCAAGCACAUUUUGUUAAUUUAAUUUGUAGCAGUUUUAACUCUGAUGGUGUCAGAAAGCAGAAAGCCUCCAGUUUGUCCCCCUCAGGUGGUGUUUUGCUGAAUUACACGAACGACUCCUGUCUAUGUGGUAUGGUACAUAGCUCAUUACAACGUAUUGAAUAACAGUUUUAUCCCAUUAUCCCGAGUCACUUUCAAAUAAGCACACAUUAAUAACAAGUCAUCUAGGUGAUCUAGCUAAUGUGCUUUAUAAAUCUGAGUUUUAGUUGCUGAUGCAAAUGCAUUUUCAACUUGAGAGCCAACUGCUCUGUAGGUUUUCAUUGCACUGCGGCUCUUAAAUGGCACACAUUAAAUGGACUUUAUCAGUAGUAGGAGUAGUUUGUUUCUCUGGUUUUUGUUUUUUGUUUUAUCAUGGCUAUUUUUUCCCUCUCACGGAGCUUUUGCGUUCAUGUAUGUAUCACUCCUGUAUAGAAUUUCAUUAGAAUUUUUGAAAAGGGUUUUAAAAGGUUGUUAAGAUCGAACCUCAGACGAGCAUUCAGUCCUACGGCUCAGAUGCAGCAGCUUUACAUUCCUCUUCGUCAUGUGUUUUCACACACAUCUGCUGUACAAGGGUUUAACUGUAAUGCUGUAGAAUGAAUCGCUUAGGGGCCUAAAUCGUAAUUACAGUAUGACACCCCCGCCCCCCCCUGCUGAAACACUGUGACCAAUACAAGAAUUGUUUACAUAGUAAUUUGUUAAAGAUGUUUUCUACAUGCUGAAAUAUUUUGUCUGAAAUUUCACUACAGGGAAUGACUGUAUACGAGUGCCAAACAUGUAUUUUUACCUUCAAAACAAGUAACAUUUAUACCAUUGUGAGGAGAGAAAAAAAGCAUGCAUGUAUUUUUACUCUAAUUUUACAUGUUGAAAUGAUGUCCAAGUUCCAAAUAGGUUGUGUUUUAUACACUAACCAAACUCUAAAGUAGCAUACGGUAAUAUAUCCUUAAAGUGGGGAAAGGGUAACAAUGUAGAUUAGCCCAGUGGUAAAAUUUGAAUUAUAUAAGUUUGUGUAGUGUUUGCUGCUGUUUGGUAGUAAUGCCCUUGGAUUUGACCACUUGAGAUUUUUUUAAACAGCACUUUUUCAAGUUUGUUUUGCAGGAGUUGAAACACUUACUGUACUCCAUAACAGUAGUAUUUGAUAAAAGAUUGAAAUUGACAUUAUAGAUAGAACAUGGUCACCUAUUUAACAGUAUAUCUGAUUUUACAUUUGGCUUGAAGAAAAUGUUUACAUUUGUACUCUUUUGUCAGUUAAAAAUGUACAACUUACCCCUUUGAUAGACUAAUUGAGUUAAAGUUUAUGUUUUUUAAUUCAGCCAAAUCAUAUGACUACAAUCUUCCACUAAACUGAAACUGAAAGGUGAAAUUGAAUUAAGAGCUGCUUGGUGAGUCUGAGGCACCAUUAUAUUAUAAUAACCAACAAUUUAGGAUUGACAAAAAAAAACCUUCACGAAGCUCAUUGUCAGUACGCUUGACAGUUUGGCGUGAUAUUACUUCCAUACAACAGAGAAUGAGUUUAUUCGAGUAUUGCGUUUCCAUUGCGAUGGAGAUUUUCGACAAGUGUUAUGUUCACUGCCACAAAAGUGCCUUUUUAAUGUUUUUCUAAACAGAUGUGUAUGACAUGGCUAAAAGUGCAUACUGCUAGAAUAAUGCAUGAAUUGUCUAAAUCAGUGCAGACUUAUUUUUUGCAUAACAUUCAGUUUCAAAACUGCCAGGUAUCUGCAACCCUCCCUAUACUGUAUGCCUAAGUCAUGCUUUUGUGUAUCCUGUGUACAACAAAUUAACUUUUGUAUAUUAAUCAGUGUAAUAAAGUAGUAAUUAUUCUA
This is a messenger RNA of Scomber scombrus (Atlantic mackerel), 2790 nucleotides long. RefSeq names its product RAB31, member RAS oncogene family (gene rab31). The transcript is spliced from 7 exons. Gene Ontology annotation, molecular function: GTP binding; GTPase activity. The coding region runs from base 125 to 709 and encodes 194 amino acids. The record is from RefSeq and is a predicted model, not a curated record. NCBI's taxonomy places the organism in Eukaryota, Metazoa, Chordata, Actinopteri, Scombriformes, Scombridae.